UGCCGCGGUAAUCGCACGACCAGUAGGCGGGGCGCCAUGUGACGUCACCGUCCAGCCACCCACCCGCCAGCCAAGCAAUCUACACCGUCGACCCUCCACCGCCACCGCAACAUGGGCACUGCACCGAUCUCAGACCGGCGACCGCCGACCGCGACCGCUGUAGCGCGCGCAAAAACAGUCCGUACUCGUAAGACCGUAACUGUGUCGGCGGCGCUUCCCCCGUUUCGGCUUUUGUUGUCCGCCUGAUUUCCCGCCAUCCUCUAAAAAAUAUCAUCGUCUUUCGUGCGACCGUGUGUGUUUCACUGUGUUCCUGCCAUCAACGUUUUGUUUUCCUUCGUUCAUACUUCAUAUAAUUCAUUGCUCAUGUCCGUUUACGCUAGCGAUGUUCGCGUACGAUAAUUAAAUAGCAAUAACAGCAUCGACGAUCCAUAUUCCGACCGUGUUCGGUGUGCACCGCGUCGUCAUCACCGCUACCGGUCCGUAUAUUAUAUUAAAUUUCGUCGUGGAUCGGUGUAACAAUAACGCACUAAUUAAAUUCAGUGUUGAUUCGCAUAACGUCGUUAUAUUUGAGCACUUAUUAAUCGACCCGCAAUAGUUAGUUAUGUGCUCGUCUUCGGACCCGUAAUAGGUAACUGGUCGACACGAGCACUCUCCACUCUACGACGGCAGUGACAGUAGGCCUGCAUCGUUAUGGGUGUACCCGUGGGAACAAACGUCCUGGACGAAGACAUCUACAACAGCAAGUUCUUGGACCUGUGCAAAGGCCUAAAUUUGGACAAGAACGCCGCCAGUCGUGCGUGGGAGACUUAUCUGGCUGUCAAGGAGAACUAUUCUUUGGAUGGUGAUCCAAGUCAUUGGUUGGCCUGCGCUAUAUAUGUGGCAUGUCGUAAUGUCACUGAACAUACAGUUGGAGACAGUGAAACAUUGAUUGAGGGCAAUUUGGUUAGCUUAACACGACUUCUCCGUUUGUGCAAUAUUAGCCUCAUACACUUUAUUGGUAAAAGCAAAAAAUGGGCAGAUAUGAUCAAUAUGCCACCAGAGUUGCGUCGCAAAAUAGAUAAAUUGGAAAAAAACUUUGCUGUUUCAAUGGUUAUAUUUAAAAAAUUCCAACCAAUCUUUGCAGCUAUGUUUAACAACGCCAAAGACGAACAAACAAAAACUCGUUGUUCUAAAAAGCAAAAAGUGACAUGUUCAGCAUCUAAACUUUUUGAGUUUUGUUGGACAUUGUUUGUUGUUGCUAAAUCUGAAUUCCCAGAUUUGAGUGAAAAUUUGGUUAAUUCAUAUCAUUUAUUAUUAGCUUGUUGUGAUUAUGUGUACACGAAUAUUCUUAUAGCUGAUUUAAGAGACUUAUUGAAUAAAUCCUUUGGAGGUCUACCCCAUGAUUUUGAAUCUACUUCUUAUGUUUUACGUUCGAAGCCUAUUUGCAUAAUUGAUUAUUUAUGUCAACAAUAUGAUGGUAUAACUACUGAUGCAAAGGUGAUUAAAGAGUACUUUUGGAAGACGAAUCUAAAAAAAUUAAUUGAAAGAAAAGUAUUAAAAGGAGAUUCUGAAUUGAAUUUACUUUUAGAUGUUGUUAAUUUUGAUUUCAAUUAUAAGGCAAUCAAUAAACGUUAUGAACAGUAUGUCUUGAGUGUUGGAGAAUUUGAUGAACGAAUAUUCCUGUCUGAAAAUGCUAAUAUUGAAAUUGGAGCAUCAAAUGAAUGUACGACAGAAGAUUUGGCUAAAGAAAUGAAAAACAAAAAAAACAAUUUAUUUAAUCAACAAACACCACUUACGGGACGAAAUCAUUUAAAACCAAAAAUCGACUUAUCUGAUGAAAGUACACCUGUGAAAAAUGCUUCUGAAAUGGUAUUCAAGAUACAAUCUAUUUUAGCAGAUUGCUCACCUUAUCCAUCUGAAAAAUUAUAUACAUUGCUAAAGUCAUGUUCAGCAACUUUACAAAGCGAAAUUGAAAAUCUAAUUAAUAUGUUAGGCAUUAAAUUCUGUUCACAAUAUUGUCAGGUCGAUCAUAAUUCUGCAUUACAUAAUGAUUUUGCUGAAAAAAGAUUGGUUAUGGCAAAGACAUGGUUUUACAAGUUGUUUGAAAAUAUUAUUGCAAAAGAAGCAAAAAAUCCUAAAUAUGACAUUAAAAAUUUAAUUUGUCAUGCUGUAUUUCAUGAGACUCUUUUUGCAUGCUGCUUAGAAAUGGUAAUCUUUGCCUAUAAUUCACAACGUGCAUUUCCAUGGGUACUUAAUGCUCUUCAAAUCCACCCUUACCAUUUCUAUAAAGUUAUUGAAGUAAUUGUCCGCGUUGAAGAUAAAUUACCUCGAGAUAUGAUCAAACAUUUGAAUAGAGUUGAGGAACAAGUUUUGGAUAGUUUAUCAUGGCAGUCUGAAAGUCCAUUAUGGGAUUUAAUUAAUAGAAACAAUAAAUUGAUUCCACACUAUGAUGAAAUUGCUUUGGUUUCUGUAGCUGGAGGGGCAGCACCAGUAUCCAAUUUGAAUCACAAGAUUGAAAAUAAUCGUUUUGCACAUAAAGAUAGCCCAGUUUCUGAUAGAUUUAUUUCUCCGGCACCUGGUCAACCAAAUAUUAAAAUGGGCAAACAAAUUGCUGUGAAUGAAAACAGACAAUACUUUUCAGUUACAUCAAAGAAUAAUGGUGUUUCAUUACCUACUGUAACUGGUCCAUUAAAAAAAAUUGGUACUUUAGGAUUAUUUUUCAGAAAGUUUUAUAAUUUGGCUUCAGUACGCAUGCAAGAUUUGUGCUAUCAAUUGAGUAUAAAUGAUGAAGAUUUAAUGCGUAAAAUUUGGACGUGUUUUGAACAUGUUAUAAUUGAGCAUACAGAUAUGAUGCGCGAUAGACAUUUAGAUCAGAUAUUGAUGUGUACCAUUUACAUUAUUUGUCGAGUGGUCAACUUAAAUUUGUCUUUUCAAGCAAUUAUGAAAUGUUACCGAACUCAACCACAGUCUGCUUCACAUAUAUACAGAAGUGUUUUAAUUACUUCUCGUAAUCCUAGUCAAGAACAUACAGAAAAUGAAGGAGCACGGCGAGAUACUGAACAACGUAUUGAUCUUAUUAAAUUUUAUAACACUAUAUUUGUUCAAAUAGUUCGAGAUAAUGCUUUAAAAUAUUCUACCAACAGUAGUAAUGAUAAUCUUACUCUAUCUCCUUUACCUGCUACUAAGACUCAAUUGCAAUCACCAACUACACGACGAGUCAAUGAUCGACUACCAAUAUUUAUACGUAAGUUGGAAGCCCAAGCUAGUCCAAUUAAAUCACCAAUCAGGCCAUUGAGUUACUGUAUAAAUCAGAGUCCUAAAAAAGAUUUAGAAAAUAUAAAUAUGAUAACUAUGCGAGCGAUUGCUAAGAAAAGAAAUAUCACUGAUGGACACCAUGAUGGGCCAAUUGCAAAACAAAAAACUCCUUCUCCUCCUGUAAUAACGAAACGAUUACAGGGUCUAUUAGAAGAAAGAAUGGAACAUAAUACUGAUAAGUAAUAUAUUGAAUAUAUUAUGUUCAUCUUCAAUUUUCUAUCUUGUGAAUUUUUACUUUUAGUGUUAAUUGAUAAAAUAAUUUAUUUAUUAUUAGAUAAAAAUCUGAAUCAGUUGAUAAAAACCAACAUUUUAAUCUUUAAAAGUGUGUGUCUGUAUUUUUUUUUGGUUUUGUAGUUUUAUACCACUUUAUAAAAAAAACCUAUUUUAUUUAUUUUAUUAGCAAAAUGUAUGUGUUUGUUUCAACUUAAAUUUCGGCAUAUUGGAUAAAUGUAUAGUUCAAAUUGGUUUUAAAUGCAGGGCACAACUUCAAUUCUAUGAUCAUAACAUUUUUGGCUGAGUAAUUAUACAUUUAAAGCAUUAAUUAUAUAAUCAUAUAAUUAAUUUAUAAGCUUAUAUAUUAGUAUUAAUUUAAUACAUAAUUUUUAUUUUGAAAACAUCUCAAUUUUUCAUUAAAAACAGGUUUGAUACUCUGGAUCUCAUUCUCAUUUUAUAUUUCUUGUUAUUUACAAUGUUUUUUUUAAAUCUUUAUUUUUCAUCCUUAACUACAAUCCUUAUUUGUAUUAGUUAAUUAAUUAAGAUAUGUUGAAUAAUAUUUUCCUAGAUAAUUUAUUUGAGGUUUUAUCCAAAUCGUGUUUUAAUUGUUUAAUUCUUAUUUAUCACUUUAUUGAUGAAUUGUCUUAACAUAAAUAAUAUUUUUUUAGUAUUUUUUUUUAUUUUGAAUUUUAUCUAUAACAAACACCUUUUUAUUAAAUGUUAACCUUAACAUUAAAAUGUAAUUAUAUAAUUAUUUAGUGUAUUAAAAUAUUAUAUUAUGAAUCAAUUUAAAUGUUUGUGGGGGUGUGAUUAGAACAAUGAUUAAAAUAUGAAAAAGUUAUGUAUUCGUAAGAAUUUAAAAUUAAAUGAUUUAAAUUAUGUUUCCAUCACUAAAAGCAUUUAUAUAAUAUGUAUUGAAUGAUACAAUAGUAUAAUUGUUUAGUUUUAAAUACAAAUACUAACUAUUCAUUUUAAUUAAUAACAACCAUUUAGUGUUUUGUAUCUUAAUUUAAAAAUUGAUAAUUAAGUAUCUAUAAUCUAUAUAUUUCUAUUUUAUUAUAAUCUUUAAAACAGAAUUAACCUAAAAUAUUCAUAUAUUUUGUACUAUUUAGUUCCAAGUAAUUUUUUAAUUACAUUUACUAUAUUAAAAAUAAUAAUUCUUUUUGAGCGUAUUUUAAAUUAACCUAACUUUUUUAUACAUUAUACAUUUUAUUUUUAAAACAUUAUGAUUAUACUAUUUUAAUUGUUCUUAGACAUUAAAAUUGAGAAAUUUAAAAAUGUAUGUUCUAACAUUGAACUUAACAAAAAUUACAAUUGAGUGACUAUAGUAAAAGCUUACUUUAGUAUUAAUAAUAUUUUUGUAUACAGAUAAAUUUUUAACAAUAAUUUCUGAUAUAAUAUGACAUUUAUUGUUUUGUUCCAUUAAAAAAAUAUAGCUUAGCCAAAUAAAUAAUUGUAUGUAUUUUCUUUAACAAUUGAACUAACCUUCCAAUUUAUCAAUUUUAAAUUUAAAAAUAUAUAACCUUGUUUCUUGGGGGAUUACUAUUUCUGACCUAAUCUUUUAUACAUUUUAUACAAUAUGGUAUAAAAAUAAAAAUUAACAUCAGAGUAUUGGUUUCACCUUUAUACAUGACCUGUCUAUUUUUAUUGUAUUUCUAUUGAUACAUUUUCAAAUUAUAUGGUCGAUUAAUAUUAAUAAUUUACAACAAAUUACAAAUAAUAUAAAUCUUUGUGAUAUGAUUAUACAUGUUGGGCUUAAAAUUACAAUAGUAUUUUAUAGUUAUUUUUCUCAUCAACUUAUUCAUAACAUUAUUUUAUUUAUUUUUAAAAAUUGUUGAUGACAUUGUUUAUAGAUGCACAUUGUACAAUUAUUUGCCUUCAGAGUUAUUUUCCAUUUGUUUAAUUAUUAGUUUUAGUUAAUCAUUAUUUAGCUAUGAUAUUAUGUUAUUCAACAUUGUCUCUAUUUCUAUUAAUUUAUUGAAAAUGCAAUAUAUCUAUAUUAUUUAAGUUAAGGUUGUUUUGAUUAUAUUAUAUCUGUAACAAUUAAAUAACAUUAAAUUAUAAUUCAUUACACAGGCUAUAUUUGUGUGUGUAUUGGACUUCGUUUAUGAAUGUGUGCUAAUAUAUUUUACAGAUUUACUGUUAAAA
Messenger RNA from Metopolophium dirhodum (rose-grain aphid), 5655 nucleotides. Its product is annotated as retinoblastoma-like protein 1. The transcript has 17 exons. Bases 691 to 3477 code for a protein of 928 amino acids. Lineage: Eukaryota; Metazoa; Arthropoda; Insecta; Hemiptera; Aphididae. Gene Ontology annotation, biological process: regulation of transcription by RNA polymerase II; negative regulation of G1/S transition of mitotic cell cycle; cell differentiation. Gene Ontology annotation, molecular function: RNA polymerase II transcription regulatory region sequence-specific DNA binding. The record is from RefSeq and is a predicted model, not a curated record. Gene Ontology annotation, cellular component: transcription regulator complex; chromatin; nucleus.